Molecule: messenger RNA, 3525 nt
Organism: Cherax quadricarinatus
Lineage: Eukaryota; Metazoa; Arthropoda; Malacostraca; Decapoda; Parastacidae
Source: RefSeq, a predicted model, not a curated record
AGUGUGAAGGACACAUGAAUAAAAAAAAGUGACAUUUUGGAAAUGGAUAAGGAAAAAGAUGAUUGUGUUGGUGUUAAGUCUAAAACCAAAGAUAAGAAGUUCGAUGCACUUUCCAUAGAGAUACCACCAGCGGAUCCCACCCUUCCAGAUGAUAAACGACUUACAAGGAGCACCAGGCAAAGUAUAAGGUUAGCUAGCCCAAAAGUGAAUAGUCCAGGGGCAGAAUUGAGUCCUAAAGUAGAUAGAAGAAGUCCUGCAAGUGUGCUGUCUAUGGGGAAGCCAAGCCCUGUCCCAGUGUUGCGGCCGAGUGUCAGUCCUGCCACUAGAGGUACCAAGAGACGUAGACAUGAAUCAGAAAGCAGCAGUGCCUCGAGUAUUAAUGAUGAUACCCAGGAACCAGCUGCAAAGUCCACUAGAAGAAAACCUCCUGAUAAAACUGCAGAUGAUGAGGAGAGCUCCGAGGAUGAGUCUUUAGAUGGGGGAAGCAUAAAGAAGAGGAAUCCCUCAGCAGCAUCCACUUCCACCAAUGAAGAUGAAGAUGAUUCUCGGCCAUCAUCUCGGAGCAGUCGAACUUCCUGCAAAACUUCUACACGUAGUAGGGAAAGGCAAAGUUCUGCAGAGUCCAUUGGCACAACGCGAGACACUACUCCAACACGCCGUACUCCUAGACAAAACAACCGUGUUACAAAUAAGGAAAAGUCACCAGAACCAUAUAGAGAAAGAGGACAAAUGGGUCAGUUAGUGAAACCUCAAACCAUUCGUGAUAAUAAAGACAGAGGGGUAAAAGACCCAGUUAGAGAAAAAGAUGGAGCAAGGGAAAAAGAAUUAGAAAGAAAAGAACUUGUGAAAGAUAAAGAUGCUCAAUUAAAAGAUAAAAGAACUCCAAGUGUAAUUAAGGAGAACAAAAUAAUGCCCAAGGACAAAAGUCCACAGUCCAAGGACAAAGACAAGAGCCCAAUACAAGGCACCAAAACAAGAAAAGACAGUGAACAGUCAGAGCCAGAUGCCAGUAAUCGAAGAAAAACCAGAAGUACAGCAACAGCAAAUGAAGAUACCCAAACAAAAGAAGAAGAUUGUCCAAGGACAAGUAGGAUCCCCCUCUUGCUGAAGUGAGGACAUGGCUGGUAUUUCUGAAGCUAGAUACGAAUCCUUCAGCAAGAAUUCUCUAGGAUUGGUGGAGUGUUGCUAUGAGCAGACAGCAGUGUAUAUCAGUAUUAGAAAAAACAGUGCAAUAAGACGUUCCCUCAUAUGCUGUCUGUCUCCCUCUGUUCCUAUGGUGGUAGUACUGGUGAUGUGAUGCCAGCUUCCACUCUUUCUUUUAUAAGUUACCUCUGCCUGACCACUAGACUUAAGUUUUUAGGAAGCAAUGAUGUAGAGAGCCAAGACUCUUAACAAAUUCAAAGUUUUGUCCUCUGUCCAUUUCAUUGGAGCUCGUUUCCUGAAUGUAGCUCAGUGUGGAUGGACUCAAGAUCUCAGCCUUUGGCAACCCAUGAUUAUUUCUUUUAACUUACAGAGAUUCUGUAGGCUGUUUUGUUAAGGUCAAUUUUGUUACUUUUAUUGUACUGCUUAUAACAAUGACUAGUGAUAAAAUAAGCACUGUGGAUUGUCAGUAACAGCUGUAACUCCAGAGGAUAGCUGAAUGCAAUGAAUGUGUGAUUUUUAGGGUGAUGAAGUCCCCCCAUCCCCUUUCCCAGUGAGAAAGUCUCCUGGUAGUAUUGUCAGGGACAGAGGGUGGUGUUGUGGCUUGCCCACUAAUAUGGUGUGGUCUGUGUUACAAGUCUACCCACCCCAUGGCAGACAUUUGCCCACCCACAUUGCGGUGCCCACACUUUUCUACACCAACACCUCUAUUGUAUAUGUAGAUUGUAUAUAUUGGUGAAUGUUUUUAAAUGUACAAAGUACAGCAAAGUUAAUAUUUUCUGUGUAUUUCUGUAUAGAUGACUGCAAGUAGAGCAGAUCCUGUAAAUUAUAAGCUUAAAGUGUAGAACCUAUGAAGGUGAAACUGCGGCUGUAUUUAUUGUAAAUAUUGUAAUCUGUUGUAUAGACUACCACUACUGCAAACAACCUCGUUACUGAUGUUUGUUUCUCCACAUCCUGUGCCCAAUGCCAUUUUUCUCUAGACACCUCACUUGCACUUCUUUCCAGACCUAUCUUAUUUGCUAACUUGUUUGGCUUGUUCAUGCCUUGCAGUAGGAGACUUGUUUUAGGCGUAUAUGCCUUUUUGAGAGAUCAUUUCGUUUUAUGAAUUUGAUCGUGGUUUUUGCACAGGUUAGGAUUUUACUCCUCUAUUCGAAGGCAUGAGCAAUGUAAAAUAUUUGUAAUCUAUCCUGAUAUAUUUUUUUUAGCUUAAUGGCAUGAAAAUUAUUCUUUAAUGGCCCUAUUGAUUCUAUUGUAAUGUAAGAUUUCAUAUUUUACAUUGUUAUGAAUAACAGUUUUAAUUAUAUACAUUGACUUUCUGUACAGAAGAUUUUAAUAGUCCUAUUUUCUCAAACCUGUAUUGCAAUAAUUACACUGAGCAUGUCGAGAGUCUUGAUUUGUCCCUUGGUGUAUUGGGUGAUUGUUCUUAAAGAUGUUUACAAGUCUUUAAUUCAUUUAGUCUGUUUCAUACCUGUUUUGGGGUUGGUGUCACGCAGAUUUACUCAUUUGUUAUAUUAUUAUACUAAGUAUAUGCACGACCCUGUCCUUUUUAUCUUUAUUUCUUACAAGAGAUUAUUUACACAAUCUCUGGCAAGGAUACAACCAUCGUCUCGGAUUUGUCAACCAAGGUGCACCGUAAGCAGAAAUAUUAUAGUAAAAAAAUGUGUGUUUUGUAUUUUUCUAAAGUUGCUGUUGGAUAGAGAUAUGGCUGUAUGUCUAUCUGUUGUGGCGUGAAAGCCCCAGAUAAGGUGUAUCAUGUUACUGAUGGAGUAAACUGACCAAUAAGUCAGGCCAGUCUUUGGUGUCUCCCUUUCCCAGUCACAGAUGGCUACAUAGCCUGCCUCCACUCAUUCUAAAUGUGUGCUUUACUCUCUCAUUUUUCUGAAGGAAGACUUAUUUCUUCCCAGUUGCACCAAUCAUUGUUCUUAUUCCUUGACAUUUUUAUUUUUUUUUAGAUUGUCGGAAUGGAGAGAUUAAACUUUUAACUAGGGUGUUGGGCUCUUUAAAAAAAAAUUCAAUUCACACAAGCAGCAAGAGUUUUUGUUAAUGCAAUAUCAACGCAUUUGAAGAGUUUCUCAAAAUGAGAAAGAAGUAUUCUAAAAAGACAAAAUGCAAUCUCUCUAAUAUAUGUUUAAUGGAAACAUUUCAGUCCUGGGACCAUGGUCAUUUAUUUGGAGUGACCAGGGUCACAAGGUUGAAGUGCUUCCAUUGAACAUGUUCUGAAGUAACUGCCUUUUGUCUGUUUCAUCAUCUGUCAGCAUCAUAUACAUUUAUAUAUCCACAGAAAAAAAGUAUGCUGAUAAAUUUUAGUAACUGAGUAAUACCUAAAUUUUUAUAUUUAUAAGUAGUUUUAUUUUUUUAAUUUUUCAGAAAUAAACUUUAAGGUUU